Messenger RNA from Aspergillus brunneoviolaceus CBS 621.78, 869 nucleotides. RefSeq names its product ATP synthase subunit C family protein. The transcript has a single exon. Gene Ontology annotation, biological process: proton motive force-driven ATP synthesis; proton transmembrane transport. The record is from RefSeq and is a predicted model, not a curated record. NCBI's taxonomy places the organism in Eukaryota, Fungi, Ascomycota, Eurotiomycetes, Eurotiales, Aspergillaceae. Bases 129 to 605 code for a protein of 158 amino acids. Gene Ontology annotation, molecular function: proton transmembrane transporter activity.
AGUUCUUCCUCUUCCUCUUCCUCUUUUCUCCUCUUCUUCUUUCUUCUCUCCUUCCUUCCUUCCCAUCCCCCAUCCUCUCGAGAAAAAAAUCCCAGUCUUCUUUCUCAAGACCAACCCACCCCAUCACAAUGGCCUCUUCCCGUGUCUUCGCCAGCCGUCUGGCUUCCACCAUGGCUGCCACCUCCAAGGUCGCCCGCCCUGCCGCUCGCGUUCAGCUCAACGCUGUCGCCCCCAAGCGCACCUUCACCACCCAGAAGAAGAUCAACAUGACCCCCUUCCAGACCGUCAAGCGUCAGUCUCCUUCCGGCCUCAUCCAGGCCAACGCUCGCCAGGCUUUCGCCGCCCAGGGCCGCCGUCAGUACUCCUCUGAGAUCGCCGACGCCAUGGUCCAGGUCUCCCAGAACCUGGGUAUGGGUUCCGCUGCCAUCGGUCUCGGUGGUGCCGGUAUCGGUAUCGGUCUCGUCUUCGGCUCCCUCCUCCUCGCCGUCUCCCGCAACCCUGCCCUCCGUGGUCAGCUCUUCUCCUACGCCAUUCUUGGUUUCGCCUUCGUCGAGGCCAUUGGUCUGUUCGACCUGAUGGUUGCCAUGAUGUGCAAGUACGUCUAAAUUUAACGCAACCACUUUUCUCCCACGACAAUCGAGCCGCAUAUCAUAUCUCCUAGCGAAGCGUUUGCGGUGUCCGGCAAAUCUUGGAAGGGAUCGAAUUUUUUUGUGAGAUGAAAUACGGGAAGGGAACAAGAUGGGAUGAUGACGAAACCAAUUUCACAAAAAGACUCUCACAAAAUCUACGAAGCUUUUUCUGGAUCACUUGUACAACAAUUCCACAAAUGAAACAAUCGGUUUAAUGAGCGUGCUCGUCCGGUAAACCGG